AUGCAGUUCUGCGGUUUGGAAGCGCCAGUUCAUCGCCAAUACUACCAUGCGAAGAAGAGGUCAGAUGAGUCACCAUUGGACUACCUGUACCUACUCAAUGUGAUUGGACUCAGGGCGAAGAUCAAGAUCAAGGACGGACCGCCCAAGGUACAAAAGGAACAGUUCCAGCACUACAUCGAGACUUUAGACGAACCGAAACUGGCGGACUAG
This is a messenger RNA of Peronospora matthiolae, 210 nucleotides long. NCBI's taxonomy places the organism in Eukaryota, Oomycota, Peronosporomycetes, Peronosporales, Peronosporaceae. The record is from the annotation of a GenBank genome assembly.